GACAAAACUAUGAAAUUUUGUCACAUACAAUUAUAUAAAUAUCUACUGUAUGUUUGAAAAGUCCAUUUCAAUUUCCCCUAUAAAUAAAUUCCUGCAUACAUGUUUAUAAUCAAUCCAGAACAACUUAAAGUCCUAAACAAAGAAUAACUACAAAAAUAAUGGGCAAUGUUACUGAGAAUGCUGAGCUCCUGCAAGGCCUAUCUGAAGUAUACAAACAUGUAUUUGCCUUCACAGAAAGCCUUGUUCUAAGAUCUGCAGUUGAACUCCGAAUUGCAGAUAUCAUACACUCCAAUGGCCAACCAAUGAGCCUAUCCCAAAUCGCCUCGAAAAUAGACUCAUCUCCCUCCAUUAAUAUCACAAACCUUGAACGUAUCAUGCGAAUGCUAGUCCGAAAGAAAAUCUUCAGUUCAUCAGCCGAACCCACGGCCCUGUAUGGUCUAACCAGUACCUCAAAGUGGCUUAUACAUGACCAGGAAUUAAGCCUUGCUCCUGUUCUCCUCACCUUCACCCACCCUACAAUGACAACUGCUUGGUACCAAAUUAGCCCUUCGAUAAAGGAGAAUGGAACCGCUUUUGAGAUGGCUCAUGGUGAAUCCUUUUGGGAUAUGGCAUCUAGUAAUCCUGAAUUCAAUAAAUUGUUUAAUGAUGGCAUGGCUUCUGGGACUAAACCUGUGCUAGAUAGUAUCAUUGAAGGGUAUAAGGAUGGAUUUAGUAAGUUGGAAGGUACUCUUGUUGAUGUUGGGGGUGCCCUUGGUAAGGUAGUGUCCAAGAUUGUUGAGGUUUACCCUCAUAUUAAGGGUAUUAACUUUGAUAAGCCUAAUGCUUUUGCAAAUGCUCCUCAAUACCCUGGUGUCAUCCAUGUUGGUGGUGACAUGUUUAAGGAGGUACCUUCUGCAGAUAAUGUUUUCAUCAAGUCUGUUCUAAUUGAUUGGCCGGAUGAGGAAUGCAUAACGAUCCUAAAGAAGUGUAGAAAAGCAGUUGCUGAGAAGAAAGGAAAGGUGAUUAUUGCUGAAAUUAUUCUUCAUCCAGAUCGAUAUGAGAUGUUCGAUGAUGUAGCCAUUUCACUUGAUCUUUUGAUGAUGACAAAUUUCAAUGGUGGCAAAGCGAGGACUGAGAAUGAAUGGAUGGAAUUGUUGAAGAAAGUAGGCUUCACUGACAUCAACAUCAUCCCACUUCCAAGUAUAAUGUCCAUCAUAGUCUGCGUCUAAUCAGGAUUUUACCAAGAUUAGAAAUUGUCUGUCACAUUUUCGAGAUUGAGCAACCAAUUAUGUAAUAAAAUAACAAAUAAGAAAUCCCUGAUAUACUGUUAUGUACUCUACAAUGCCGUCUUUGUUGGAAUAAAUCAAGUGUUUUUGUUGCA
Messenger RNA from Spinacia oleracea (spinach), 1360 nucleotides. Its product is annotated as desmethylxanthohumol 6'-O-methyltransferase. The record is from RefSeq and is a predicted model, not a curated record. Bases 159 to 1208 code for a protein of 349 amino acids. The transcript has 2 exons. Lineage: Eukaryota; Viridiplantae; Streptophyta; Magnoliopsida; Caryophyllales; Amaranthaceae. Gene Ontology annotation, molecular function: protein dimerization activity; O-methyltransferase activity.